Cuscuta europaea is the source of this 1826-nucleotide messenger RNA. NCBI's taxonomy places the organism in Eukaryota, Viridiplantae, Streptophyta, Magnoliopsida, Solanales, Convolvulaceae. The record is from the annotation of a GenBank genome assembly.
AAAUUUUAACCCUAACCCUUAACCUAGAGCGCAGCUCACUCUCAUCACUCUCAACCUCAGAAGCUCCCUCUUCCUCUAAGCUUCGUCGAAUGUCCAUCUCCCGACGCCUGUGCAGUAUUCUGAUGCCGCCGGCGGAGGGGCUCCGGAUAGAGGACGGCACUUCGCGGCUGAGCUUUGCAGCGGCGGUAAGAGAUUCCAACCCCGGACAACGUCUGCAAUUUCAACCAAACCCAUUCUCCGACGUCGAUUUACACAAAAUUGAAGCCAAGCACGGGCGGUUCAAAGGUUUCCCGAGUGUCAACUGCUCUGAUUUGGAUACUCGGGUGGGACACCGAGUCGUCCUGGUCGAUCGGCUUAACAAAGGAGCAUUUUGAUGGGGAGGUUGUGGGGAAACAGUUGCAAUCGAACACUACACGCUCGGAACCCGGGUUUAGCUCGGCCAGAAUGACAGAAGAUGAAAUGGACACACUGAGGCGUCUGGAGGAGGAGAACCGCAAGUCCAAGGAGUUUGUGAAAGGAUGAGAUGGAGGUUCAGAGACAUUGCGACAUUGAUGAAGCAGGUUAUGGAACCAGGGGCAAGGGGAUCAUAUUUGAAGGAUUCUGAGAAAACUGAAAUGUACAAGAAGCACAAGGAGAAUCCAGGGGUGUACACAAUCUAGAAGCUAGCCAAAGAUUACAGGAUCAUAAGGCAGAGGGUGCAUGCAAUUCUGUAUUUGAAAGGGCUUGAGGAGGAGGAGGAGGAGAAGUUGGGACACCCUAUUCAUAGCACUCUUGAAACCUUUAUUGAUAAUAACCCGGAGUAAGUUCAAAUUGGUGGCAUUCUUCAUAAUUUAAUUUUAUUUCAGUUGGUUUUAAAUUCUAAAUGUCUCAGUGGGAGGAACUAGAAUUUAUAUUUUGAUAUAUAAAGGAACUAAAGAAGCCCUUUUAAACUUAAUGCAGUAUCUUAAUGUUAUGAGCUGCAUCCAUAUCUUAAUGUCUCAGUACCAAUAUUACCACGUGCACAAGCUGAUAUCUCAUUUGUGUUCAAUUCAAUUUUGAAUAUGUGCUCAUAGCUGUGCUGGUGAGGUCUCCUUGGCCUCUGCUUUAGGCGCCUCUUCCAGUGGCUUGCAAGGGAAUAUCACCUGCAACAAGGGAUAAUUUCAAAUUCCUGUUGUCAUCCGGCUAUAACUGAAUACUACUUUGUGGAAAAAGGUUAUAGGUUUGAAUGACUUGCUAAAGGACUACUAUAGGGAGAACGUCACCGUUGACGAGAAGGUUAAGAAACGUGCAAAGGUCCAAAAAGUCUAUGAUUCUAAUUUUGAUAAUGACAUUAAUGCCAGAGAAGAUGAAUCAAGUAAAGGCUGAUGAUGAGAUGCCUAUGAGGGGUGUUCAAGUAUUUGAUUCUCAGAAAACUUUCCCAGAACUGGAUUUCCCUGAUCUAAGGCAGUGCAGCUAUCUGCAUUCUUUCUUGAAUAGUGAGCUUAACUCGAUUGUUGAACUCAAAAUGGAGGAAGAUGUUUCUUGAAGGCUUGCUUCUACAUGUGUUGCUUUUAAAGCUAAUCAAAUCUCAGGGCUGCCUUGAAGAAACCAUGGGAAAAGGGAGCACAUGUUGUUGAUUACGUCCAUAAGAAUGCCGUUGUCGGGUUUGGCACUUAAAGAUUGUUUUAUGUCCUAUAGACCGUGCUUUCUCUCAAUUCUAGCUAUAAUUGUAACUUGUUUUGUUUUUUGAGUUGUACUUAAUUACAUUUAUGAUUUCCGGGGUAUGCCCUUAUGAAUCAUGUACAUUCAUAUGAAAUCUUGAGAUAUAAAUAAAAUGUUUUAGAUUUUGGUUAAUGUUAAUGUUUUGG